Molecule: messenger RNA, 3895 nt
Organism: Schistosoma bovis
Lineage: Eukaryota; Metazoa; Platyhelminthes; Trematoda; Strigeidida; Schistosomatidae
Source: the annotation of a GenBank genome assembly
AUUUGAUUGAAUUAAAACUGGGUGUUAGGUUAUCAAAUUUUUUACAUAUUUGUAAAACUAGAAGUAAUAUCUGUUUACUUCUUAAAAUUUUGACCAUUAAAACAGUGACUGAAAGAAGUUUUUACCUUCAAAUUAGUUAUGACAAUGAAGUAUGUAACACUAUUACUAACCACGAUGAAAAACACUGUUCUUCAAAUUCACUCAGUGUUGUUUUACUUAUAUCUUCCCAAUAUUAUUUAGGACUGCAAUCGAUCAGUUUCUUGUUGGCACAUGUGCAUCCUAUGCGGAUUGCCUCGAUAUAGCCUUAAUUCACAAGCAUUCUAUGCAAAGAUGGAUAGUGACUAGCAAAGGAAUCCAGUUUGCCGCGCGUUUCGUUCUGUUCGUGAUUCGUCAACUAGAUGUACCCGCACCUCAGAGUUGAUGUUCCUUGUGUGGCUCGAACUCAAUACCAUUCGCUUUAGACGCCAUCGUAUUAUCCAGUAUGCAUAUAUGCCAAUAAGAUUUUUCAAGGAUGCAUAUCAUUAUCAUAUAAUAAUAAUUACUAAUAUCCAUCUUCAUUAUUAAGAAAUUAAAGACAAGUGAUUUCUGGAAAUAAAAUGACCAAAUAACCAAUAGGAAGAUGGUCUUUAUCAACUUUUUAUUAACUUACAAUUGGUCUAUUCAAUGUCAUUGUGUACCGAUAUUUUAAUGAUACAUUGUAAAUUAGCUUUUAAUAUGGCAUUUAUCAAUGUGAUUAUUAUUAUUAUUUUAUAUUUGGGAAUCAAUUUUAUCAAGUUUUAAUUUUAAUCUUAUACUACUGAAUAUACUACUAAUGUAUGGAAUUAAAUACAUUUGAAUAGAAGGAAAUAAAUGAAUUCAUAUUUGAUCAACCGAAUGAAAUUAUGGAAACACAGAAAAUAUUAUGAAUCUACCUAUCUAUCUAUGUGUAUUGUGUGAAUGAGAAGCUCUUAUAAAAACGUUAUUUUACAACAUACAUUGAGAAAUGAAUCAAAGAGACUUGAUCAAGUUUGAAAGUAGUGCUACAUUUUCAUUCACAAUCAUUUUGUAGUCACUGUAUGAAUUUUGAGCUACCUCUUAUUUUUAUGUAGUUCACAGUUAAUGGAUAUCAUGAAAAAAAUAUCAUAUAAACGUGAUUGAUUCAACCAUUAACUUUUGUAAAUUCACACAGCAACUCAUGGUGUUAUGGAGAUUCACGAAGGUCGUCGUCUUAUUCUGAAAUGCAAAGUGCAAGGUGAAACAAAUCCACAAAUUAAAUGGUUUAAAGAUAAUAAAUCUAUAAAUAUGUCAUUGCAUCCGAAUAUUAAAAUCACAUCUUCAACGAAGCAUUCAGAAUUACGAAUAGAACACGUCAUAACUAAUGACACAGGUAACUACUCCUGUCGAGGAGAAAGUCAACAGAAUCAAAUAAGCAAAUGGGUUUUUGUUUCGGUUUAUUCAGCUUGUCCAGUGAAUAUUUGCAAUAUGGGAACAUGUUUCAUUAUAAAUAAUAAUUCACUUUGUAGAUGUCCGGAGACACACACCGGUGAAUUAUGUGAUCAACUUGUGUCAAAUGAUAAAAUCAAAAAUAAAUUAAUCAUGAAUACACAACCAAUUAAAAAGAAUCUAAACUAUCUGCAGUCGGAUUCAAAAUCGUCAGUUGACCUAAUUAAUUCUGUAUCAAUUCUAAAUGAUAAUAAUAAUCAACCUAAGCAAACUAUGCAACUAUUAUCAGAAAUAAAACGUGAAAAGUUCGAUUUGUGUACUCUUCCUGAAUUUCAAUUUACUACUGAUUGUCUACAUGUCAAAAGUCAUUUGGCUACAUUCAUUGGCACUGCAAUCACAUGUUCAAUGAUUAUAUUGCUAUUAACGUUCUGUGCAGCAUACUUUAGAAGGAAAAAACUCUUAAACAAAAGAAAACAAGAUUGUAAAUGUCUAUCGAAAGAAAAUAAAUCAGAACCUAUAAAUUCUAUUAAAUCAGCUGAUCAUAGAUCAUCGUCUGUUAUGAGAGAUACUAUAAAUAUUUUUAGCAAUGAUGAAGUUAAGCAUUCAUUCAGUUCAUUUAAAUCGGUAUCAUUUGAGGGUACAUUAUAUACAGAUUCUAUAGAUAAAAAUUCCAGAAACUUUAAUGUUGACAUACUUCCAUCGAGUAUUACAAAUUCAGAUUAUGGAGUUAUAACUCAAGGUAGUAAUAAUAGUAAUAUACAGAUAUCAAGUAACGGUAAAGAUAAUUUAACACAUAAUUGUUCAAAAAAAUUUCCCAAUUCUCCUUCAUCAUGUUCAAAUACUGCUUAUGUUGUAUGGACUACCACACCAGAAAUUAUUCGAGAUGAUGAACGAGAAUUAACCAACCAUUCAUUGGAUAAAAUACUAAUACACACAAAUGCUCAACAACAACAAAACUCAAAAGAGCAACAAUUAAUUUUUUCACCAACAACUUCAUAUAUUUCAGCUGCUUUACCAAAUUCACAAGAAAUUAUCUUAAAUAAUGAUGCAUUAUUUAAUCAAAAUGAUCUCAGUAAACUUCUGUCGUCUACAGCAUCGUCAUCAACAGUACUAUCUGGACCUAAUUUAUAUAAUCCUGUAAAUAUUAAAUUAGCUGAUAUAAGUAACAAAAUGCAGCCGUCGAGUGGUGCUUCGGUACUGAACUCAAUAGAAGCUCCAAGUAAAUCAAACUAUAUUGUAAGUAAAUCACAAAAACCAAAAGAAACUGAACAAUCUUAUGCAUUUUGUACAAAUAUGGCAUAUUGUGAUUCGGUAACAAAUUCACAAAUAUCUAAUAUAUCUACAUUAAUUACGGAUAAUUCAUUACAAGAAUUUACAACAUUAGAUACAGUUUUACAAUCAGUUGAUGCAAAUGAAAAUUUUCUUAAACAUGUUUAUCAUACAACAGAUACCUUAUUACCACAAUCAACAUCAUCAUUAUCAUCACCAUCUCCGAAUACAUGUGUUAUUGUUGAUCAAGAUCAUUUUAGAUUUGGUUCAAAUCUGGUCUAUUUUUGUCCUAAUUCAUAUCCGAAUAAUAAUUAAUUAAUUUUCUCAUUGAACACCUCAUAUAUAUGAAGAUUAUUAAUGAGAUUUCACAUUCCAUAGUCUUAUCUAAAACAAUGUACACGUAGGCUUAAUAAGUAGAUAAUUCAUUAAAUUAAUUGUAUAUUUCAAUAAGAGUAAUGUACAAAAAGAAAGAAAGAAAAAGAAAAGAAAAAAAGGAAAAAAAAUACAUUCUACAUUUUAAUCUGUAUUUAUAAUUGAGUUCUUAGUUUACUAUUAUUUAGUUUAUUUCUAAAUUUAAUUUAAUCAAAAGCAGAAACCAACAUUUUUGUUUUUCUUGUUGUUGUUGCUGUUUUAAAUGUGUAUUAACUUUAAAUUUUGUUUUGUUUUAAACGCUUCAAUUAAUUGAUCAUUUUAAGUAGACCGAAAUUCAUUCAGACCAUAAAAAUAAAAGACGAUGUUCAAUCUAAUUGAUGCAUUUUUAAAUACACACACACACACACAAAGAAAAUGCAACUGUGAUUUAUGAUAAGUUUAACAUUUGAUUGUUUAAACUGUACUCAAUUUAAACCAGAAAUAAUUUGUCCUUUCAGUUCAUUUGGCAUGUGUGUUUCUUAGCGAGAAAAUGUUUUUUUUCUUUCUUCAGGAAACAGGUAAUUAAAUAGAAGCAACAGUUUGUAUUCACUCAAAUAUUUAAUUAAAUUUCUCUCUGUUAUAAUGCUCGGAGUUUCCUCGUCUAUACGAAUGAGACAUUAAUUUACCUUAAACGAAUAUCUACAUUAGAUUCCCUAGCAGUGUCUAUUUUACAGGACUUUAAUAUAACUCAGAUCAAGGACACGAGAUUAGCCUGACUAGAACGUAAAUAUAUUGUUACACCAAAAAACCGACAUCAAUCCGACAAAAUCAAUAAUAAUAAUAAUAAUAAUAA